GAGCACACCGACCCACCAUCCAUCUAUCCAUCCAUCCAGGCUAGAAGCAGCGGCCAACAAGUGCACCCCUAGCUGCGAGCACAAGGAGCUGGCAGCAAUGGCGAGGCAUCGCCUCCUUGCCGUGCUCAUGCUCCUCGUCGGGGUAGUGGCAGCCUCCACUUUCCACCAAGCGGCCGCCGCUGGCCGGGGCCUUGCUGUCCUCGAGAAGUUUGCGGACCUGGAGCCAAAGCCAAAACCCAAACCAGAGCCAAUGCCCAAACAAAUGCCGAAGCCUGAACCAGAAUCAAAACCAAAGCCCAAGCCGAUGCCAAAACCCGAACCCAAGCCCAAGCCGAUGCCCAAACCUGAACCAAAGCCAGAGCCCAAGCAUAAACCAAUGCCUAAGCCAGAGCCCAAGCCUAAACCAAUGCCUAAGCCAGAACCCAAGCCUGAACCUAUGCCUAAGCCGGAACCGAAGCCUAAACCCGAACCAAAACCAAAGCCACCACCAAAGCACAAGCCGCCAACAGCUUACAAUUGAUGGGAUUCUAUAUAUGCAAACUGAAGGAUUGAGGAGAUCAUGGCCAGAGCCACAAUCGCGACAUUUAUAGAAUAAGUGGUGUAGUAACAAUGUCAUUCUAUCCGGCUAGCUCCAUAGUGAUGCAUCAUUCUGUAUUCUAUGUAUUUCGUUACAUUUACAGAGUUUCUGUUUCAUGUACCCAUGAUGAGCAUCACAGCUUUGUAAUUGUUAGCUGCUUGUUGGUGUAUGUUCAAUUUUGUACGUGACUCAUUGUUCUAUUUGUGUAUCUAUAUGCAUGAUUUUAUUCAUU
Messenger RNA from Triticum dicoccoides, 809 nucleotides. RefSeq names its product protein TsetseEP-like. The coding region runs from base 98 to 520 and encodes 140 amino acids. The record is from RefSeq and is a predicted model, not a curated record. The transcript has a single exon. NCBI's taxonomy places the organism in Eukaryota, Viridiplantae, Streptophyta, Magnoliopsida, Poales, Poaceae.